UUGAUGUUUUGAAUUUGGAGCGCUGCUUUGGCACUUAUCGUGACCAGCUAUAACUUAAACUGUAACUACCGAUUUUCUAGUGAACUAUUUCUUCCAAACCAUGUCUUUUUCAAGAGCUCCAGUGAAGCGAUUUAAUGAAAAUAUCGGCUGCGCCCCAGCACCGGGCACCUACGAGCUGAAACCAGGAGAAGUGAAGGGACCUGCCUCUUUCCUCCGGUCAGAGCGCUUCAAACUGCUCAAGGCCGGUGAUGCUCCCAGCAUCCUACCACCAUCUCCUUCUAAAGAUGUGCCCACGUCACCUGUGGCUGUGCGUAGGACCAUGUCUGUGGAUGGACUGGUUGACGGGUCCAUGUCAAAGAAAGACAAGAGUGGCCUAUCGAUGCAGUUGAAACGGCAGAAACUCCUGGAGAAAGAGAUCCGCUCCCUGGUGCAGCAGCGCGGGGAGCAGGACAGGCGCCUGGUAACCCUGGAGGAGGAGCUGAGGAAGGUGGAGGCCAAGCUGUUGUCUGUGGUCAGGGAGAAGACUGGUCUGGCAGCUAACGUCACCACCCUGGAGAGACAGCUGGCUGAGCUCAAGAAGACCAGCGACUUCCUCAAGAACAAGGUUUCUGCAGAUACAACUAAGAAGCGAUUCCAGUCUAUGUCUAUGGAGCUGAUGGAGGCAAGAAACAAACUGGAUGUCAAGGACAAGGAACUCAGUUUCCUUCAGAUCAGUACAGGGGGCCAGGUGAUGUUGCUGGAGACAGACCUGGAGGCGGCCAGAGCUACACUCACCACCCUGAGGGAGAGGAACGAGGACCUGGCGGACCUUCACCACGACACCAAAGUCCACAACGAGGAGCUGGAGAAUGAGAUGGGUACACUGCAAGCUGUGAUCCAGGAGCUGAGAGAGGAGGUCAAUGUUCUUCAGGGUUACCUGGACACAGCCAACGACCACAUCCAGGACCUGCGUAUGAAGCUUCGUGAGAAGACAGAGAUGGAGAACAGCAUGUCUGAGUCUCAGCACGAGAAACUGGGUCAUCUUGAGCAGAAGCUGGAGCAGUGCACCGCGGAGCUCCGGAUCUCUCAGAACAUUCUCCGUCAGAAGGAGGAGGAGUCAGAGAAAGGUCAACAGGACCUGCAGGCUUCCCGGAAUGCAUUGCAGGAGACCGAGAAGCUUCUGGAGUGGCGAGAGGCGGAGCUGACGUCCUCCCAGAAGGCAUUGGGAGAUAUGGAAACACAGAUGCAGCGGGCCAACCAGGAAAUGUCUGACUCCCAGAGUGCAGUGCGGCAACAGGAUGCGGAGGUAGUGCGUCUGAGGGAGGUGCUGAGGAUGACAGUGAAGGAGCUGGAUGAGAGAAUAGCUCAUCUGGGAGAGAAGUGCAAAAUCCUGGAGGAGGAGAGAAAUAGGGGCCAGGGGAGAGUGGAGGAGCUGACUGCAGAGCUGAGCCUCCUGCAGGAGAACUGGAGGAGUGAGAAGGAAGUGCAGGAGCAGCUGGCGCAGGCACACACCUCCCUGACUGAGGAACUGAAGAAGGAAAAGGAGCGUGCAGCCUCCCUGGCCUCGGGAUUGGAGAGAAUUAGGGAGGAGACCGAGGACGAGGGGAAACAGUUGGAGGAUGAGUUGGAGGAGGCUCUAGUGGAGCUGUCAGUUCUGGAGUUGCAGGAAGAGAGGAGGGAGGAGGAGGAGAAGAGGAGAGAGGAGGCCUUACAGAGUUUCCAGCAGGAGAAGACUGAGAUGGAGAGGGAACUGACUGAGACCAGAGCACUGCUAGACAGGAGAAGCAGUGCCGUGGAGGCGUUGGAGAAGGUGCACGGUGCUGAAACGAGGAGGCUGCAGGAGGAACACACCACCUCCCUCAGCAAGAUAGGACACAUGGCCACUGAACUGGAGAGCACCAGACAGGCCCUGAAGGGAGCAGAGGAUAGGAGUAGAGCGCUGGAGGACGAGGUGGAGAGGGUGACUAAGCAGAUGGAGAGAGUGAAUCAACAGGAGGAGGAGGUGAAAAAGCUGAGGGAGGAGAUGGAGGAGGAACAGGAGAAACAUCUAGCUAACCAGCAGGGUCAGGAGAAAGCCAGAAAGGAGUAUGCAAGAAUUCUGUUGGAGGUACAGACACGUCUAGCUCAGCGAGAUGAUGAAAUGAAGAGGGCUGAGGAGGAGGUGCAGAGACAGCUGCAGGAGGAGAGGAUGGAGAAAGGGGAGGUGCAAAGGCUACUCCAGCAAGCUAGAGAGGAGAAAGUGGAGCUUCAAAGGCUAUUCAAGCAAACUAAAGAGGGGGUGCAGAGGCUACUGGAGCAGGAGAAAGGAGAGGGGGAAGUGCAAGGGAUGUCAGAGGAGGUGGGGGGGCGAGAGAGACUGGUGGAGGUGGUAGAGGAGGAGAAGCUAACUCUUCAGUGCUUGGUAGGGGAGGUGGAGAAGGAGAAACUGAGUCUUCAAAACCAGUUGGAGAAGAUGGAGGACCAGGUAAAGAAAUAUCUGCCAUCUCUAGAGAACCACAUGAAUGAGGUAGAGAAAGAGAGGGAUGAUCUGAAAACAGCAGCGAUAUUUGAAAUAGACAAUCAGGGCCUUCAGAACCAGGUAGAACUGAUGGAAGAGAAGGUUUCUCUCCAGAGCCAGGUGGAUGUGGAGGUCCAGGAGGUUUCUCUCCAGAGCCAGGUGGAUGUGGAGGUCCAGGAGGUUUCUCUCCAGAGCCAGGUGGAUGUGGAGGUCCAGGAGGUUUCUCUCCAGAGCCAGGUGGAUGUGGAGGUCCAGGAGGUUUCUCUCCAGAGCCAGGUGGAUGUGGAGGUCCAGGAGGUUUCUCUCCAGAGCCAGGUGGAUGUGGAGGUCCAGGAGGUUUCUCUCCAGAGCCAGGUGGAUGUGGAGGUCCAGGAGGUUUCUCUCCAGAGCCAGGUGGAUGUGGAGGUCCAGGAGGUUUCUCUCCAGAGCCAGGUGGAUGUGGAGGUCCAGGAGGUUUCUCUCCAGAGCCAGGUGGAUGUGGAGGUCCAGGAGGUUUCUCUCCAGAGCCAGGUGGAUGUGGAGGUCCAGGAGGUUUCUCUCCAGAGCCAGGUGGAUGUGGAGGUCCAGGAGGUUUCUCUCCAGAGCCAGGUGGAUGUGGAGGUCCAGGAGGUUUCUCUCCAGAGCCAGGUGGAUGUGGAGGUCCAGGAGGUUUCUCUCCAGAGCCAGGUGGAUGUGGAGGUCCAGGAGGUUUCUCUCCAGAGCCAGGUGGAUGUGGAGGUCCAGGAGGUUUCUCUCCAGAGCCAGGUGGAUGUGGAGGUCCAGGAGGUUUCUCUCCAGAACCAGGUGGAUGUGGAGGUCCAGGAGUUUCCUCUCCAGAGCCAGGUGGAUGUGGAGGUCCAGGAGGUUUCUCUCCAGAGCCAGGUGGAUGUGGAGGUCCAGGAGGUUUCUCUCCAGAACCAGGUGGAUGUGGAGGUCCAGGAGUUUCCUCUCCAGAGCCAGGUGGAUGUGGAGGUCCAGGAGGUUUCUCUCCAGAGCCAGGUGGAUGUGGAGGUCCAGGAGUUUCCUCUCCAGAGCCAGGUGGAUGUGGAGGUCCAGGAGGUUUCUCUCCAGAGCCAGGUGGAUGUGGAGGUCCAGGAGAAGGUGACUCUCUAUUGGGAGAUGGAGGAACAGAGAAGAGACUUCCAGAGAAUGCUGCUGGAGACUCAAGACAAGAGUGAUGCAGAGACGGAACACUGGAGGAGACAGUACGAGGAGCUCUACGCCAAGGUCAAGCCCUUCCAGGAGCAGCUGAAUGGGUUUGCUGCAGAGCGGGAAUCGCUACUGAACGAGAACGGGGCGAACCAGGAGGAGCUAACACGGCUAGCGGACGCCUACGCUCGUCUGCUGGGCCACCAGAACCAGAAACAGAAGAUCAGACACGUGGUGAAGCUCAAAGAUGAGAACAUUUCCCUCAAACAGGAGCUGUCUAAGCUGCGUGCCCAGGUGUCCCGUCAGAAGAAGGGAGGCCAUCCCCAACGCAGAGUGGACCCCAGCAAAGCCUUCAACAACCAGGACAGCAAGGAGAAUCUGGUGACACACCAGCAUUUCCUUUAGUGGGUAAUUGACAGCUUUUGGACAUUUUUUUAAUUGAUUUAUUAUUCUCUUUUUAAGAUCUAACAACCGGCACACAAACAUUGUUUGACAGAAUAUCCAAUCACAUCGGCUGCAUUGUGGUUUGUUCAAGUUGUCUAUCAAUGGCAUCACCUCUACUCUGCCUUGAGUUCGUCCUCCCAUAGUGGACUUGCAACAACAACAUGGUCUGACCUGUGAUACACAGCUGUUUUUUUGUGCAGGGGAGAAGUCUUCAUGUAUUUUAUGAAUGCUUUUUCUAGUUGAACCUCCCAAGAACUGACAGAAAUGUCCACUAAUGCCUAUCUAACAUUGUAAGUCAGGUUAGCUAGCUACAGAUAUAGCGUCUUCAUUUGAGCCAGGUUGCUACAGCAGGAAAAUAAUCCUGCAGCAACAGGAAAUGUGAAUUAUUAUGUGGAUCAUAAUUAUUGGACAUUCUUUUUGGGGUUGAUACAUUUUUCAGGAGGGAAAAUCAAGUCUGAAAUUUCAAACUUCAGAAGAUUUUUUUAAAUCUAAAAUAUACUACCACCACCUGCCAGGCGCCCCCCGCCUCAUCGGAGGACAAAAUAAAAUGUACAUUAUUUAUAUUUUACGGACAUGGUGCCUAUGGUGCCUAUUUUUCUUUUUUGAACGGAAACUUAAACGUUGUGAGAAUUCUGUGUAACUUCCUGCAUGGUUUAGUGGUGGGGCUGUAGCCUUACAGAUCUAGACAGUAGCCAAUGGGUUAUUGGAGCAUUAUGUAGGCCUUCCAACAAAACCAAUGGAGCAAAUCCCAGAACUUUUUCACGUGGAAAUAGCUUUUGAUUUCUAUGAUAUAGCCUACAUGUGGUGUUCAAUACAGGCCUACAUUGCAUGAGUUUUACAUUAUGAAGGGCUUGACAUUAAUAAAUUAUUUUGUACCUGGUCUGUAACACCGUGGGCCAAAUAGGUGACUGUAAAUUGUAUUGUGUUGUAUGAUGCAAGAAACCACUUUACAAAAUAUGAAUUAUUAUUACUAUACAGAGCAUUAGAAAAUGUAGACAAGCCCUCUGCAUAUGGGCUUAUUUGCAUAUUCAAGUCUGUCUCAAAAUACAACACUGCCUCUUUUUAUUAAGACAUAAGCUUUUUACCUGACUGGCUUUUCAAAGACAGCUUGAAAUGUAGCCUCCACGUUCUGUGGAAGCAGUAGCUCCAGAGAUAAUGCAAAUACACAGUGCAUUUGGAAAAGUCAGACCUCUUGACUUGUUCAUGUUUUUUUUUCUUUGAAUUUACACACAAUACCCCAUAAUGACAAAGCAAAAACAGCUUUUAAAAAUAAAAAACUCACAUUUUACAUAAGUAUUCAGACCCUUUACUCAGUACUUUCUUGAAUCACCUUGGGCAGCAAUUACAGCCUCAAGUAUUCUUGGGUAUGAGGCUACAAGCUUGGCACACCUGUAUUUGGGGAGUUUAUCCCAUUCUUCUCUGCAGAUCCUCUCAAGCUCUGUCUGGUGGAGGGUCGGAGCCCAGCUAUUCUCAUGUCUCUCCAGAGAUGUUCGAUGGGGUUCAAGUCCGGGCUCUGGCUGGUUCACUCAAGGACAUUCAGGGACUUGUCCCGAAGCCACUCCUGCGUUGUCUUGGCUGUGUGCUUAGGGUCGUUGUCCCGUUGGAAGCAGAACAUUUGCCCCAGUCUGAGGUCCUGUUACGCUUUGGAGCAGGUUUUCAUCAAGAAUCUCUCUAUACUUUGCAUCUUUCCCUCGAUCCUGACUAGUCUCCCAGUCCCUGCUGCUGAAAAACAUCCCCACAGCGUGAUGCUGUCAACGCCGUGAUUCACCGUAGGGAUGGUGCCAGGUUUCCUCCAGACGUGGUGCUUGGCAUUCAGGCCAAAGAGGUCAAUCUUGGUUUCAUCAGACCAGAGAAUCUUGUUUCUCAUGGUCAGAGUCCUUUAGGUGCCUUUUGGCAAACUCCAAGCAGGCUGUCAUGCGCCCUUUACUGAGGAGUGGCUUCCGACUGGCCACUCUACCUUAAAGGCCUGAUUGGUGGAGUGCUGCAGAGAUGGUUGUCCUUCUGGAAGGUUCUCCCAUCUUCACAGAAGAACGCUGGAGCUCUGUCAGAGUGACCAUCGGGUUCUUGGUCACCUCCCGGACCAAGGCCCUUCUCCCACGAUUGCUCAGAGUCUUGGUGGUUCUGAACUUCUUCCAUUUAAGAAUGACCGAGGCCACGGUGUUCUUGGGGACCUUAGAAAUGUGUUGGUCCCCUUCUCCAGAUCUGUGCCUCGACACAAUCCUGUCUCGGAGCUCUACGGACAAUUCCUUUGACCUCCUGUCUUGGUUUUUGCUAUGACAUGCAGUCAACUGUGGGACCUUGUAUAAACAGGUGUGUGUGCCUUUCCAGAUCAUGUCCAAUCAAUAGAAUUUACCACAGGUGGACUAAUCAAGUUGUAGAAACAUCUCAUAGAUGAUCAAUGGAAACAGGCUGCACCUGAGCUCAAUUUAGAGUCUCAUAGCAAAGGGUCUGAAUACAUAUGUAAAUAAGGUAUUUCAGUUUUAUUUUGAAUAAAUGAGCAAAACAUGUUUUGCCUGUUUUCUUUUUGUAAUUAUGGUAUAUUGUGUGUAUAUUGAGGAAAAACAUGAAUUUAAUCCGUUUUAGAAUGAGGCUGUCACGUAACAAUGUGGACAAGGGGAAGGGUUCUGAACACUUUCUGAAGGCACUGUACGUUUCAGCUAGAAUUAUUUUAGCAUUACUUUUUUUUUUUUUUGUUAUUUUCUUUCCUGAGACGGAAACCUUUCUUUUUGACUUUACAAUUAUACUUUUUUACGUUCUUCCAAAAUACUGACUCUUUAAAAAAAAAUGUUUUUUUUUUUUUAAAUAAAACUCUGUUUACCCUUCUCCUUCACUCUGAGAGAAGCAGGAGGAUUGUUUUCAAUGUAUUGAUGUACCGAGUGUGUUGUAUUCGAUAAGGGAUCGGUGGGAUCAUCCCACAAAAAGCCUGUUGAAAUGACUUUCUUAUUUUUUUUGAUUGUUUUUAAAAAGUGUUAAAAAUAAAGAAAUUAAAUGUAUUAAACAUCCAUGGCUUCUA
Messenger RNA from Oncorhynchus masou masou (cherry salmon), 7061 nucleotides. RefSeq names its product hyaluronan mediated motility receptor-like. Gene Ontology annotation, molecular function: hyaluronic acid binding. The record is from RefSeq and is a predicted model, not a curated record. The transcript is spliced from 19 exons. Gene Ontology annotation, cellular component: membrane. The coding region runs from base 101 to 4009 and encodes 1302 amino acids. Lineage: Eukaryota; Metazoa; Chordata; Actinopteri; Salmoniformes; Salmonidae.